Molecule: messenger RNA, 1918 nt
Organism: Penaeus vannamei (Pacific white shrimp)
Lineage: Eukaryota; Metazoa; Arthropoda; Malacostraca; Decapoda; Penaeidae
Source: RefSeq, a predicted model, not a curated record
GAAUCUGAGGACCUUAUUAAAAGAAGAAGAAGAAGACAGAAUAAGAAGAAAAAGAAAGAAUAACUCUUGCAUCAUUUUGUCUUCUGUUUACUCGCAGAUUUUUAACAAGUUCUGUCUUGCUUGUUCUUCAUUCAUGUUUUUGGUGGUUCUUCUGCUGCCUCGUCAGUGGUGUUCUGCUUGUUCUGCCGUCCAAGUGUGUGCUUUUCACUCAUUUACCUGCCUGAAGAUGAGCAGCAAGAGGAAAGGUUACGAGAGCACACAGAAGCCCAAUGGAGAUCUGUGCGAAUUUUUGCUCGAACUGGCUGACUACGAACGAAAUGUAAGUCGCAACAUUCACAAAUACAAUGCUUAUCGGAAUGCUGCGGCAGCCCUAGGAGAGUAUCCUACGCGCGUUAAAGAUGGCAACGAGGCUAAAAAGAUCAAAGGUAUUGGCACGAAGAUUGCGGACAAGAUUGAAGAAUUUCUGAAUACAGGGAAAUUAACGAAACUGGAGAAGAUUCGUGCGAGUGAGACCAACGUCGCUAUCAACUUGCUUAAUCGUGUGACGGGCAUUGGACCAGCCAAAGCACGGGAGCUCGUCGAUGAUGGGAUCCUUACCCUAGAGGACCUCAGGAAAAACCAAGACAAACUGAACCAUCACCAGAUUAUCGGGCUGAAGUAUUUUGAAGAUUUUGAAAAGCAAAUACCAAGAGAAGAAAUUGUAAGAAUUGAAGCUUUCAUAAGAAAGGAAAUAAAUGAGAUUGACUCAGAGUACAUCAUUACAAUCUGUGGGAGCUAUCGCCGAGGUGCUAAGAGCAGUGGUGACGUGGACGUUCUGCUGACUCACCCUGCCUACACCUCAGACACGCAGAAACGGCCAGAUCUGCUGAAGAAAGUCGUGAAUCAGCUUAAGGAGAGCCAGUUGAUCACCGAUACCUUGUCGUUAGGAGAUAUCAAGUUCAUGGGAGUGUGUCUGCUGGAGGAGGACCUCCCCCACAGACGUCUCGACAUUCGGUUGUUGCCGCACGACCAGUACUUUUGUGGUAUUCUGUACUUUACGGGUUCAGACAUCUUCAACAAAAACAUGCGGGCACAUGCGCUAGAGCAGGGUUUCACACUGAACGAGUACUGCAUUCGGCCCAUGGGCAGCACAGGUGUUGCCGGAGAGCCCCUGCCAGUGUCGAGCGAGCGAGACAUUUUCGACUACAUAGACUACGAGUACAAGGAACCCCAUGAAAGAAAUGUGUAGUGUGCUGGAGAAGCCAGAUAUUUAUGAAUGUGUAUAACUUGUGUUGUGGGACUGAUUUUUUUUUGUGGUAAAAUUUGUUGCGAUCUGCCUGUUGAUCUUAAUUUAUUUUUUCUUUCAUGUUCUUGACUCCAGCUAAUGCAAUCACUUUCAGUACAAAGAGAUUCUUUAAUGCAACUUUCAGGUAAAUUGUAUGAUUAGAGCAAUGAUGUUUAUUUAAUACCUGUACCAUAAUAGGAAGUAUUAUUGUGUAGUGUAUUUGAUAUUUAUUUUUUUAACAUGGAAUUUUUUUGUAUGAUCAUCCUGUGAGUAAAGUUUUAGAUGUGUUAUUACUAUUUUUCUUGGAAGGACUGUGUAUUUUUCAAUAAUGUUUGAGGAGACAUAACAUAUUUGACAGCAUAUAUGAUGUAAAUCCCCCCCUCCCCUCAAAAAAGAAAAAGAAAAAGAAAACAAUUGACCCUGGGUCUUAUAUCAAAAGGCGUAUAUACUUUUUAUUCUCUGAUAUCCUGCGAGAGUGUUCUAUAUGCAGUCAAAUAUUCUAAGUCAGAAAUAAAAUGCCUUAAAUGUAAAUAUAAUCUAGUAUUUAAAAGAUAUUCCUAAAAGAUCUGAAAAAGUAAAGGUUUUGAUCAAAGAGGGAUUAGCACUUGACAUUUUACUAGGUAAUUAUUUGGAAAAUAAAGAAAAACACAUUCA